GAUAAACAUGCGACAACGACGUGUAGUUGACAGCGAAGACAGCGGCAGUCAGUGUCAAACUUCAGAAGCUUCUAAUAUCACGCUUGUGAGACGAAACAGCUCUAGUUGCGUUCGUCGUUUUUUCAUUACAAUAACAGUAAGCUAUUGCGUUUGUUUGGUUGCACUGAAGUACAGCAGAGUGGUACAAGAUGGAAUUAUUUAUCUACACUGGAUUCGAAGUCCAUAUUUUAGAAAUCUGUCUAAUCCGUCUGAAUAUGGUGUUGAAAGAGCAAGAAAUGUUUAUGUUCCUGGUCGAAAUGGAAGUUACCUGGGAGUCUGGCAAAUAGCACCCAGUACUUCUCAAGUUUCUGACAAAGUGGAGAGCAAUGAAGACUUUGAUGCUCUGCUGAGUAAUGGAAUGCCAAUUGUUCUAUAUCUGCAUGGCAACAUGGGCACAAGGGGAACAUAUCAUAGAGUUGAUUUGUACCAGAUUUUGGCAUCUCUAGGUUAUCACGUGAUAACUCUAGAUUAUGCAGGAUUUGGAGAUUCUCCAGGGUGGCCAACCGAAAGAGGAAUGGCUGAUGAUGCAAGGUUGGUAUGGGAGUGGACGAAGAUGCGAGGUGACAGGAGCCGGAUGUAUGUGUGGGGUCAUUCACUAGGAAGCGCGGCUACAACAUUGCUUGUUAGACAACUGUGUGAUGAAGGUCAAGGGCCAGACGGUGUCGUGUUAGAAGCACCAAUAACAAGUGUUGAAGAUGCUGCCAUGAGCCAUCCGCUUUCUCUUCCUUUUCGCUAUCUUCCCUUUUUCCGUUCUCUGUUUCUUUCUUCACUGCCGGAAAAAUUUAAUUCAGUUAGCAGGGUUGGUGAUCUCACAUGCCCAAUUCUAAUAGUGCAUGGCUUAUUGGAUAAAAUAAUUCCUAUCGAGCAAGGAGAAGAGAUGUACAGAGCUGCCGUGUCUAAGAGGUCAGAUCCUUCUCAAGUCUACUUUGAGGUAUUUCAUGAGGCAGGGCACAGGCAAAUAAAGAGCUUUUCAAAGUUGCGCUCAAUCCUGAAACAAUUUAUUCCUCGAUCAUGAACAUGACUGAACAAACGACUUUAGUUAUUUUAUUGAUGCUGAUUUCUGUUUGUAUUGUUUGAAUAGAUAUGUACAUAGGCUGAUACUCA
Molecule: messenger RNA, 1143 nt
Organism: Corticium candelabrum
Lineage: Eukaryota; Metazoa; Porifera; Homoscleromorpha; Homosclerophorida; Plakinidae
Product: lysophosphatidylserine lipase ABHD12-like
Exons: 13
Coding region: 8-1054 (348 amino acids)
Biological process (GO): monoacylglycerol catabolic process; phosphatidylserine catabolic process
Cellular component (GO): endoplasmic reticulum membrane
Molecular function (GO): monoacylglycerol lipase activity; phosphatidylcholine lysophospholipase A1 activity
Source: RefSeq, a predicted model, not a curated record